UUUUCCACUACUUCUUGUUCAUCAUCUGAAGAAAGAGUGAGAGUGGAUUAUAGUAAUAGGGCUUCGUAAAUACCGCCACCCCGUCUUGCAGCGAAGCAGUCACUACCGCGAUGAAGUCACGCACGGCGGUUACAUUGUGCGCCCUCUUGGUGGGGUUAUAUGCCGCGUUUGCGAAUGGCCAGUUUGGCGGGAUUGGUGGAGCACAAUUGCAGCAUUUUCCGGGCCACAUAGACAAUCAGCAACUAUCGCCGCAGCAGCAAGGUCAAAUUUUAAGCGAUAUCCAGCAACAUCAGCACCGAUUCAAUCUUCAUCAAACCAGUCCUCCUCGAGUUUUGCCUCAACAAUUUAGCAGACACCAACAGAUUUUAGCAGACAGCGGAUUAUUCGGACCAGCCGUAUCUCAACAACAAACGUUUCAGCAAGCUGGCAAUAGUCAACAAAAUAUUCCCAGGGCACAAGCUCAAAUAUCCUCUAUCCCGACAACCACUAGCAAUCAAAAUUUUAUUCAGCAGGACUUGACGCAUUUGAGACCGGCCCUGCAGCAGAAUUCCGUAGUAUUUCCUGAUAAUUCCAGGAUCGUUCAGCACCAUACGCAAACCAGCUUCACACCGGGGUUCGCGCAACCUCAGGUCAACCCUCUGCCACCAACCCGACCAACUUCGGAUCCAGUCGAAGCGAUAGAACGUCAAAUCAAGCAGUUAGAUCCAGAAACAAAUAAAGACAGAAUAAAGGAACUAAGGGACAAGCAGCAGAUCAUUAAGAAACAUAAUGAAUUUGUGGAAAGGCAAUACGAAAAAGCACUAAAUCGAGCCAAGGCCGAUCACGAAGAAUUUGUACAAGAGCAGAAAGAACAAAGGAAAAAGUUGUACCAGAAAUGGUACAAACCGCCUGGCGAAAGGCUGCAUUAUACCCAAUCCGUUCCAAGAUAUAUUUACCCUGAAGAAGCCCCCUUGUUUGAGCAAGCAUUAAAACAGUAUUAUUUAGAACAUCCAACGACAACUACCACCACGACUACAACUACAACUACAACACCGAAGCCUAGAAGAAGUACCAAAAGCAGUACCAAAAAAAAUGCACAGCCGUCAUUUUUACCGACUGUCACUCCAUCCAGAAGUUCCAAAGUUCAGUCGAUUCAGUCCCUUGAUGAUCUCGAUGUACUUCGAAAGCAAUACAAGUCGCAACAAAUCAACAGAGAUGACCUUCUAGCUCAAUUAAGAGCAGCAAUCAGCGCUACCAGCGACGAAGACAAUAAGAAUAUAUCUUCGAGAGAAAUAGCACUCGCAAAUGGCAAAAAAGUUCAACUCAUUAAAACAAAUGACCCUAACCUGAUCGCUAAUGGUAAGGAGGAAGAAAUUACCUUGCCAAAUGGAGACAAGGUUAUAGCGAUUAGAGCAGAUAAGAGCUUAUUUUCUAAGUCUUCACAGAGUGGGGCGAAAGCCGACGAAGUAAUAUUGCCCAAUGGUCAGAAAUUAAAAGUUCUUAAUACCCAGAAUCCCAAUUCAUCGAGUGAGGAGAUUACUUCAGCUAACAACCAAAACGAGGAAUCUAUUAAGACCAGUUCCAGUUCAGCAGUACCCUCCUUUAAAGCGCAGGAAAUAACUUUACCUAACGGUGAAAAAGUUGAACUCAUAAAAACAUCUGAUCCAAAAUUGGUACCUGGGGGAGUACCUAUAGAGCCAGGCAGUGAUUUGGAGAAACUAGUACUCAGUAAAACCUCCCCUACAACAGUGAAACCUCCCAAGGUCGUUCUUGAAGAGCUAACGAAAAAUGUGGUACCCCCAGGAUCGGACUUUGAACUUUUGAAAACAGGAGCUAGCGGCAGUCUAGAAAAAAUUACUGCUACUAACAAUUUGCCAAAUCAAAAGAAAGUGACCUUCGUUUUGCUCGAAGAACAAAGCGACGGUACAUUAAAAGUUCAAGGCAUUAAAGGCAACGAUAAAGAAAAACCCGAUGUGGACGUAGACUCUAUCUUGCGAAAAAUUAAAGCAGGUGAGUUAAAGUUGCCGACUCCAAGCUCCAUAACGACGACAACCAGGCCCAGUACGGUCAGUCGCAAACCCAUUGGUGUGACAGUAACUCCCAAUUCGAUCGCUUUGCACGAAGAUUUUAGUACCGGCGGUACUAGUACGCCAACGUUCCUGACAUCUGAGGAAGCUGAAAGUAUUCCAGUUUUGAAAACGAAUAUCGGUACACAAUUCGUGUCGUCGCCGUUAGUCGGAGAGACUUAUUCUACCACACGCAGUACUACGCCAGCAUCGACUUCAUCGACGUUCCAAGGAAGUUACACCAAAGUUACCAGACCCUCAUCCGCUUCAACCAAAUAUACCCAAGACCAAACGAAAUUGGCAUCCGUCGUGACCGCUAGCAAAGACAAUUCGUUAUUUUCAACAUCGCUACUUCCUAAACCUACCGUAUCAACGUUACCUCAGUCCACCGUAGUCACUGCUGCUUCUUCAAUCACUCCACCGCGGAAAGAAAACAAUACGAAAUUGCCGGAGCUGACUGAAUUAUUAAAGAAAAACGGUUUAUUCGCAAUGGCGAAGUUCUUGAAACAAUCCGGUUUGGAUACGAUUCUGAACGAAACCGGACCUUAUACGGUAUUCGUACCUACAGAUAAAGCUUUUAGGACUCUGCUGGUCCAAUUGGGUGGUCCUGAAAGAGCUGAAGAAAAGUUUAAAGAAAAUCCGAGGCUAUUGAGUGGGCUGCUUCUACAUCACGUGAUACCAGGUGCCUUCGCCAUUUCGUCGUUGCAGGACGAAAUGACUGGAGUAUCAUUGGCUGGAACACAGUUACGGGUUAAUCAGUACAAUAUGCACGAUGCAGAAUGGAACGACAUCAAGAUAACCACAAUUAACGGCGCAAGAGUACUAGAAGAGAAGCAAGACAUCGACAUACCACAAGGAAUCGCGCACGCUAUUGACAGGGUGAUGUUUCCACUUCCCGUGGGAGAUCUAGUGCAGACUUUGCAAGCAGACAGAGAGCGACGCUUCACCUCUUUUUUGAGAGCUAUAUUCGCAUCGGGAAUGGCUGACAUGUUACAGAGUAGCAAAACGUUUACUCUUUUCGCGCCAACUGAAAAAGCCUUUGCGGCUCUCAGCAGUAACGAUCUGAGAAACACUGUGGAAGAACCCACCCUAGCAAGGGAAUUGGUGCGACGCCACUUAAUACCAAACACUUUAUACACGAAUGGUAUGAGGUACUACCAGGUGAAAGACAGCAUGCAGGCUGAUGCACAAAUUACUAUCAGUAAACAUUCAGGGAAAAUAAAAAUAAACAAUUUACACAUAGCGACGCAGAACAUCCCAGCAACCAACGGGGUUAUACACGCUAUAGAUGCCCUGCUAUAAAGCGAAGAAAAUUCUUGUUAUGCAAUCGUGUCAUAUCUGUCAGUUUUGGUUUAAUUGUCGUUUUUAAAACAGUGGUUAUUGACGAAUUACCCGAUCAUUUUCAAAAUUCAACUAUAAUUGCAAAAUUUUUGUUAGUUUGCGCAUGUACUUUCCUGUAAAUAUCUUCUUUUUUCGAUUCUUUCCAUUUUUCAUAUUUAAGCGAGUCUGCUUGCAAAUUACAACGAUAUGUAGACACUGAGAGGUAUGUUAAAGGCUGACUACAAUGCAUACAAUUCAACUGUAAAUUUACUAUAGGCAGUUAGGUAUUUAAUUUAGUUUGUAAGUAUUGUAAAUUAAUAGUUGUUUAAAUAAAU
Messenger RNA from Cylas formicarius (sweet potato weevil), 3700 nucleotides. RefSeq lists its product as uncharacterized. Gene Ontology annotation, molecular function: cell adhesion molecule binding. The record is from RefSeq and is a predicted model, not a curated record. Lineage: Eukaryota; Metazoa; Arthropoda; Insecta; Coleoptera; Brentidae. The transcript has 6 exons. Gene Ontology annotation, cellular component: extracellular matrix. Gene Ontology annotation, biological process: cell adhesion; extracellular matrix organization. Bases 111 to 3347 code for a protein of 1078 amino acids.